CUGUAAUUUUGCGAAAACCCCCACAUUGUGAGUACUCAUCACCGCUCCGUCCCGUCCGCGUGUCGUGGCAAUUGCCGUCCCGUGAGGCCUUAACCAACCAGUACCCGUCCUUCUCCUCGCGACACCGCAUCGCCGCACCGCAUCGCCAUGGCCGUCGCCGGCACCGCAUCGCCGCCGCUCCCCAUCGCAUCUCCUUUUCCUCCACAUCUUCUCACCAAGCGUCGCCCAUCGCCGCUCGCCAUCCCCAUCCCCUUCUCCAACCGAAUCCAGAAGAUCGCCAUCUCCACGACACGGCUGGAUCCGUGAAAAAAGGUUGAAUUUUUUCGACCUUUUCCACAGAUCCGGUGGCAGCAAUGCGAAAUCAGCUAGCGGAUCUCCAUCUCCACGACGCUCUGUCCAGAUACGCACCUUGUCUGCUUGCUGCUGCGUGUUCUUCUUUAUUGGGUGAUGAAUCUGGAUUGAUUUCGGCGAGCUGAUGGCGGCGGUGAUGGAUGCGUGCAGCUGGUGGACAAGGACCCCGAGAGGUCGGGGAACCCAAUGGGGUGUGCGCCCGCAUCGGCGCCAGGGUGUCCAGCCGCGCGCUAUACCUGCUCGACCAGGGCUGGCCGGUCAUCCUCAGCGACUUCGGCACCGACAACCGCGGUGGCAACGUCAACGACAACCACUACUACGGCUGCGCCGCCGCCGUCGCCGCCGACCUCGACCUGGACUGGGCGCUCUGGAUGCUGCAGGGGAGCUACUAUCUCCGGGAGGGCGUGCUGGAUGUACGCGCAGCAGGACGGGCGGCUGACCCUGCGGGACAGCCCGAUGCUGUGCCUCCACGCCAGUCCGUUCAUCAUCUCCCUCCGCCCACUCAUCAUCUCCCUCUAGCUCGGGGGUGAGAUUCGCCGGCCAUUCCGGGCGGCGUGCUCGUCGCCAUAGCGGCAUGCCUGCCUGGAACCGG
Molecule: messenger RNA, 943 nt
Organism: Lolium perenne
Lineage: Eukaryota; Viridiplantae; Streptophyta; Magnoliopsida; Poales; Poaceae
Product: glycosyl hydrolase 5 family protein-like
Source: RefSeq, a predicted model, not a curated record